AUGAUUCGCUUUGUAAAACGUCAAUUUCUGAUCUCGGUUAAAAAUCUACAAUUCAUCGAUAGAUGUCCACCACCUCGGUUUGAUACCGGAUGUACAUAUUGUUCACCCCCGGAAUUCCCUCAGGAUAAGCAAAUUGAUUUCACCAAGGAUUUGAAUGGUACCAAGGCUGAUCAUUGGAAACAUUUAUUGGUGGUGUCUUCUGAAACAAAUGUACAAUGGCCAUCUAAAAUCGAAUUAUCACCAGGAUCAUUGGUGGGGGAAUUGACAUCCCUUAAAAGAACACUCGGAUCUCCUUUCCAUCCGGUGAUGGUGUCGAAUGUAGACUUUUCCCCUCAAGAUCUUGGUUUGGAGGCAUCUGAUCUAGACCAUGAUACACAUACCGUGUUGCUCUUCCCAGAACGGAAACUCGUGAGAUUCCCAAGAACUCAUGUUGAAUCAUUUUUCAAGAAAUAUUUAGUUCCUAGUCGGAAUUCAGAUCAAGAACAAGAUGAAUUGGCUGUCCAAUUGCCCUACAAUCCUUUCAAGAAGAUGGAACCUCGCGAGGUUCAUGUAGACACUGCCGAGAUAGUUGACACAAACUUUGAAGAGCUGGACUUCUCGAGGGAACUUGUAGCGAUAUGUGGUCAUGGAUCGAGAGAUAUUCGAUGUGGAGAAUUGGCACCACUUCUCAAGGAUGAAUUCACUCGAGUGAUCAACCAUCAAGGUUUGGAUGUAAGUGUUGGGUAUAUUAGUCAUAUAGGAGGACAUGCUUAUGCUGGGAAUGUGAUUUAUUUUGGUCCUGAUGGCGGAAGAGUAUGGUAUGGUCGAGUAUUCCCUUCCAAAGUUCAAGGAGUCGUUGAGGAAACUUUGAUGAAUGGGAAUGUCAUUAAGGAAUUGUAUCGAGGUGAAGUCCCUUCUUCAUAG
Molecule: messenger RNA, 903 nt
Organism: [Candida] anglica
Lineage: Eukaryota; Fungi; Ascomycota; Pichiomycetes; Serinales; Debaryomycetaceae
Source: the annotation of a GenBank genome assembly